AUGAACGGCCGCAACGGAGCGAUCUCUCAAGUAAACGGAGCUCAGCUGAACGGAACGCAGCAGAACUGUCGUGAAAAUGGUUUCCAUGAGCCGACACAAGACGAGCUGGAGCGCGAGUUACCGAUGGUGUAUGACGGACAGGUCCCUCUUGGGGAAGUGGUUUCUCGAGCUGUCCAAGCGAUCUAUGCUGAGCUAUCCGAGCUUGCGGAAACGUUACCCAAUAUGUCAGAUAGCGCGCGGAAACGGACCCUGGCAGACUGGGUAGUCCAGACAAAGAAGCAAGUUGUGAAGUUGUACGCGGUGGUGAAAUGGGCACGAGAUGCGGAUGUCGUGCAGAAAGCCAUGAAUGUAACAGCAUUCUUAAUGGAUCAGAAUCAGCAAUUCGAGGAUGCUAUCGGAGGUUUGAAGUACGCGAAGGAAAGCCUUGACCCUGCCAGGAUGCGCAACCAUGAUUUAUUAACGUCCCUCGACGUUCUUACUACUGGUUCAUAUCGAAGACUUCCUUCGGCCAUCAAGAAACUCGUAGUGCCCCCAACACCUCUGACAGACGAAGAGGUGGCGAAAACACUCUCUGAAGUGGAAGAUGCCAUCCGGUUCCGCUUGAGAAUGGUGGAGAUUAUUCCGACUGAGUUUGCGAGUUAUCGUAUUGCCGAUGGCCGCGUUCAUUUCGUUGCACCCAAGCUAUUCGAGGCGUCGCUUUGCGUACGAGGUGCGCAGAAGGGCGAUGGGUGGUUUUUCGUCAAUGUCGAAUUUCUCUUCACCGUUGGAGGAGACCGCACUGGCAUGCGAGAUUUCCCGCGGAAGCCUACUGGGAUGCUGAAGAGGCAUAUAACUGAUGAAGCGGAUGCUCGUCUUGCAUUCUACCUCCCACUUCCAUCCGACCAACCUUCCCCUCCGCCAGACGUUCCUCCAAGACCGGAACUGCCUCCUGGCGUUAUAGACGCGCCGCUUGUGCGUGUCUUCAACUUCCUUCAGAUGAUGUCUUUGUCAUAUCAGUUGGAAAUCUUAUGGUACCAAGCCGAACAUCUACGCUCACUUGGCUGGGCUGAUUACCUGACUGUCGGGAUGUCUAACAAUCGACAGACACUCACCAUUGCAUACUGGAUUCGAAAACCUUCUCCUACAGCAAGGGUUAAAUUACCUCCCUUAGGUGGCACUAUCACGAUAUCCAUCGUGCACGCACAAUCUUCACCGGGACGUAAAUCGUAUCGUACACCGAAAGAGCGCGUAUUAGCCGAACUGCAACAAAAAGCCAAGCUUGAUAUUGGGCGGCCUUCCGACGAAGUGGAGCCUUUCAGGUUCGAAGUGAAAUGGGAGCCAGAGCAAGGUGUACUGGGUGUCCUAGUUCCUAGAGAAGAUGUUCAACUGCCUACAAGCUCCUUAGCAGUCAAUCCUGAUGAUUUGGAUGUCGGGUUAUUGCUGCGAACUGUAGUCCUGAAACAUACCGAGGCAAUCUUGAAGGCUUUCCGGAAUCAGCUGCAACAUGGUCCGAUUACACGCAAAGUGUUCUCUUCCCCCGGGGCAGUGACUCUGGACAUGGAAGAUGGCGUUCACGUUCUCCGGACACAUUUUUGUGCAGAUGAAGUAGUCAUUGUCACUAUUGAUACGAGGACUGGUCGCUUGAGUCUUCACGACACCGGUGAUCUUGCAGCCGCUGGUCGUGGACCCCGGUUUGCCCUCAUCUCUCAGCAACUGAACGAAACUCCAACGAUCUUCGUGGGUGCUAUGGUUAAGCUGAGAGACAACACGAUCAUCGAACUUGCUGAACAAAAAGCAGGUUACUUGGGCCUCCGAUGUUACAAAGCUCGUAAUCUCUCUCCGCAAGAACUCCAGAAACUUGGGGUUGUCGCCCAUGGAAUAUUAUAUAUACAACUUUCAAGCUUUCCAAAUCACUAUCUUGUGCUAGUGAUCACAGAUGACGACUUCCGUUAUGCUCUCAUUUCUGUGAAGACGCUUUCGGAUACAAUGUAUGCCAAUACUAUCAUGGAAGACAUCGGCUGGCUUGAUGUCCACCGUAUACAUGGCGAGGACGUAGUCAUCACGUCGCAUGGACGUGGUGAUGAACAGGAGGUACGGGUAGGGCAGAAGCGCAAACGUUUCAUAAAUGAUGGUGGCUUUGCAAAUCCACGGGAACACCAUCCACAACGAUUUCGUCUUGAAACCCAAGUACUGCGGGAGUUAUAUGCGUAUUGUUGUGCACGCGUCGCCUACACGAGGAUUGAACAGCAGUUCAAACUUCGCGGUAUUCAUUACACGCAUGCCAAUCCCGCAGGGGCUGCGUCUCCCGAAUUGGCCCAUGUACAAUCGUUAUUGGCGCGUUCAAUACCGGCGCUUUGCGUGCAGUCGUCCGAUAUCCUGUCUGGAGCUCCAGCGGCAGAAGCGGCUAUGCCCAAUAUUCGCGUCAUGCCACUGAACUGGUGGUCAGAGCAGCGUGCUCAGGUCAUAACAUGCGUGAAGCUGAAAUAUGUGCAGCAACCGGUGGGUAAGAGAGCUGGCAGUAGCAGUGUUAUACGGCCAUCAAAGAGUAUCAUCUACGACACAAGAGAAGCGAUUGUGUCAUUCCUGUCCGAAGACGUGGAUAAGUGUGUAGAUGAAUUCCUAGAAGAAUGGGCGCGGGUAUCGAAGAUAGUGGUCAUCGCUCGCGAAGUCGCCCAGAUCUCACGAGAGAAUAAUUGGACAGAUGUCCGGUUAUUGUCCUUCGAUCUGCAGACCGUCGAGUUCGCGUACGCAGCGGACUACACUGUGUGUAUCACCUGCACUGACCAGCUCUCUCCGACUGGUGGCUCCUAUGACCUGCGGUUUUCCCGUGUUGUCGACGAUGACACGCUUGUUGGGCCACAUGAUGCACCACCUCGGAAUCCCCACGACGACUUAGAGCCUUACUUGCGUAAUCUCCUGCGGAGAGGACGCCUCGCGUCCUCUCUGCAUACGUUGGUGUCGCUGCUGCGCGACACUCUACCGAUGGUUAGGGAGCUGGAGGACAUUCGACUCAAUGCGAUGAGAAGAGGGGAAAAUGUGGAUAUUUUCCCCAAAGCCGCCGGGUGGUUCAGAGUGCUGUACGGGGACCUCAGACAUGCUCUAGAUUUUCGAUUAAUGACGGGAGCAAGAGUUGUUAUCCUUGAUAGUUCGCAUUCUCUGUACCUUGCACAGAGAGGUCACCUCGGAGCGUCUGGUGAAAUGCCUCCGAACGUCUCUUUGGCAGGCAGUGCCGUGGGACGCGACAGCAACCUCCUCCUGCGUGCCAUACCCAACUUUCAAUCCGUGGUGAACGAAGCGGUUCAGGAAGCAGUGGCUAAAGGUGUUGUUGGCCAAGUUGCGCCCAUUGAUAUAGGGGUCAUUUGUAGUGCAUCUGCGGUCGGAGUGGUUGGAAGGGCACUGUACGAGCGAGUCUUGCAGCAGCUACGUCUCGCCGGUGCGGUGGCUGCUUUUACUUAA
Molecule: messenger RNA, 3435 nt
Organism: Sparassis crispa
Lineage: Eukaryota; Fungi; Basidiomycota; Agaricomycetes; Polyporales; Sparassidaceae
Product: MED14-domain-containing protein
Exons: 19
Coding region: 1-3435 (1144 amino acids)
Biological process (GO): regulation of transcription by RNA polymerase II
Cellular component (GO): core mediator complex; mediator complex
Molecular function (GO): transcription coregulator activity
Source: RefSeq, a predicted model, not a curated record